GAGAUAGAGAAGGAAGAGGAGGUAGAGGAUGAAGAGGAUGAAGAGGAGGUCGAGGAGGAGGAGGAUGAAGAGGAGGAAGACGAUGAAGAGGAGGAUGAAGAGGAGGAAGAGGAGUUAGAGGAGGAAGAGGAGGAGGAAGAGGAGUUAGAGGAGGAAGAGGAUGAAGAGGAGGUAGAGGAGGAAGAGGAGGUCGAGGAGGAGGAGGAUGAAGAGGAGGAAGAAGAUGAAGAGGAGGUAGAGGAUGAAGAGGAGGUAGAGGAGGAAGAGGAAGUAGAGGAUAAAGAGGAGAUAGAGGAGGACAAGGAGGUAGAGGAGGAAGAGGAGUUAGAGGAGGAAGAGGAGGUAGAGGAUGAAUAGGAGGUAGAGGAGGAAGAAGAUGAAGAGGAGUUAGAGGAGGAAGAGGAUGAAGAGGAGGUAGAGGAUGAAGAGGAGGUAGAGGAGGAAGAGGAAGUAGAGGAUAAAGAGGAGAUAGAGGAGGACAAGGAGGUAGAGGAGGAAGAGGAGUUAGAGGAGGAAGAGGAGGUAGAGGAUGAAGAGAAGGUAGAGGAGGUAGAGGAUGAAGAGGAGGUAGAGGAGGAGGAGGAGGAAUAG
This is a messenger RNA of Sphaeramia orbicularis (orbiculate cardinalfish), 591 nucleotides long. Its product is annotated as cilia- and flagella-associated protein 251-like. The annotation marks the transcript as partial. The transcript has 3 exons. The record is from RefSeq and is a predicted model, not a curated record. NCBI's taxonomy places the organism in Eukaryota, Metazoa, Chordata, Actinopteri, Kurtiformes, Apogonidae.